AUGGCGCACUGUUGCAGUUUCCUCUCGAUGUACGUUAGCAUAGGUCUGAUGGAAACUGAGAUUCUGCAGCCGUGUUCUCUACGAACUGAUCGAUCUUUCUUCGAUUAUUCUCCUUGUUCAUUCAACUCCAGUUGCCUUAGUUAUAUCGCAAGUGCCAUAGGUUUCCCUCUUUCCAUGGAUUCAUUCACUGCAACUAAAACUAGGCCUGAAUUUGUGAAAGUUUGUAUUGAGAUUGGGGCGACUGAUACAGUUCCUAAGUAUAUUGACGUUAUCCUUAACAAUGGUCUAACAGUCACAAUUGUUGUUGAAGUUCCGUGGCUCUCUCCCUAUUGUAACUUCUGUAAAGUGUUUGGUCAUAGUACUAAAGUAUAUAAGCAUAACACAAGUUCUUCCCAAACCUCUACUCUUGUUUGGAGGAAAAAGGACCUUGCCAUCUCUUCUUCUUUGGCUCCAGAGACAGUUAGUACUGAUGAUAAACAGCCUCUUAAUUCUGCAGCAAUUGAAGUGACUGAGCAUAAUCCUUGUAAGGAUAUUGUAGCAGGAAACCUUUUAUCAAUAGACCCGCCCUCUUCUUCUAUCCUGGUUUUAAAGACAUAUUUUAUUGAGGAAGAACGGAACCUAAAUUUUAUAGUUUCCGAUUUGACUGUUAAUCCCUCUUCUAAGGAUAAUGUGGCUGAAGAAACUGCUGAGAUACCUGAUUUGUUAGGUAAAAAUGUUGAUAGCAUUUCAAUCCCAACAACUGGUAAGAAAGGAAGACGAAGGCUACCAAAAGUAAACAAAGGCUUAACAAGUUCUGCCAAUCGUUUCGAUAUUCUGAAUUCAAUUGACGAGGUUCAUCCUUCAUUAGACAAUCAAGAUAAAAAACCUAGAGCAACAACCUCAGGUGUAACUGAACUAAUCAAAGAGCUUAAACUAAAAAAGAAGACUCACAUUGACAAGUCCAAGAGUUAUAUAGUUUGA
Molecule: messenger RNA, 960 nt
Organism: Hibiscus syriacus
Lineage: Eukaryota; Viridiplantae; Streptophyta; Magnoliopsida; Malvales; Malvaceae
Exons: 2
Coding region: 1-960 (319 amino acids)
Source: RefSeq, a predicted model, not a curated record